This is a messenger RNA of Mobula hypostoma (lesser devil ray), 876 nucleotides long. RefSeq names its product Y-box-binding protein 1-like. The coding region runs from base 1 to 876 and encodes 291 amino acids. Gene Ontology annotation, molecular function: nucleic acid binding. The record is from RefSeq and is a predicted model, not a curated record. NCBI's taxonomy places the organism in Eukaryota, Metazoa, Chordata, Chondrichthyes, Myliobatiformes, Myliobatidae. Gene Ontology annotation, biological process: regulation of gene expression. The transcript is spliced from 3 exons. Gene Ontology annotation, cellular component: nucleus.
AUGGCAUUAAUUGGAACCAUUACAGCAUUUGAUAGUGGCAUUGAAGACUGGGCCACUUACAUUGAAAGAAUAGAGUCAUAUUAUGAUGGUAACGAUGUUAAUGAAGAAAAGGAAGCCAGCAUAUUACUCAGUACAGACCAAGUGGAAAGGAACUAUAUUAGAGAGAAGAAAGAAGUGGAGAGAGCGCAGGACCCCCCACCUCAGACCGGCCCGAGCCGCAACUACCUCACGCAGCCCGUCAACACCGCGAGCGAGGCCGAGACGGAGCAGCAACCCGAACAGCAGCAGCGGCAACAGCCAGACAAACCCAAAUCCCCCGGGGAGAAGAAAGUCAUCGCAACAAAGGUUCUUGGAACAGUAAGGUGGUUCAAUGUACGAAAUGGAUACGGAAUCAUCAACAAGAAUGAUACAAAGGAAGAUGUGUUUGUACAUCAGACUGCUAUAAAAAUGAAUAACCCGCAGAAAUACCUCCGCAGUGUGGGAGAUGGUGAAACUGUGGAGUUCGACAUAGUGGAAGGCAAAAAGGGUGCAGAAGCAGCAAAUGUAACUGGUUCCGGAGGAGUUCCAGUCCAAGGAAGCCGAUAUGCCGUAGACAGAAAUUGUUAUCGUUGCUACAACCCUGGCCGGCGAGGUCCACCACGUAAUUACCAACAGAACAUUGGAGGUGGAGAGAAAGGAGAUGGAGUAGAGACAGCAACAGACAGAGAAAACCAAGGUGAUGAAAAUCAGCAACGUCGCCCUCCUUACAGAGGACAGUGUUACCCACCUUACUUUGGUGGUGAAAUAAAUGAAAACCAGGUUGCUGGGGGAGAAGGUAAACCUAACAGAGGAAAAAAAUCAAUUCCAUUCAAACAGAACAGCUUUCGCACAAGGUAA